Molecule: messenger RNA, 6312 nt
Organism: Diceros bicornis minor
Lineage: Eukaryota; Metazoa; Chordata; Mammalia; Perissodactyla; Rhinocerotidae
Product: nuclear pore membrane glycoprotein 210-like
Exons: 34
Coding region: 48-4769 (1573 amino acids)
Cellular component (GO): nuclear pore
Source: RefSeq, a predicted model, not a curated record
GCGCGGGCGGCCAGGCGCCGGGGCACCAGAGGUGAAGCACGGCGAGGAUGGCGGCGCGGGGCCGGGGGGUGACGCCGCUACUGCUCGCGCUCUCGGCGCUGCUGGCGCUGGGCCCCAGCGCUGCGGCGGCCAAGCUCAACAUCCCCAAAGUGCUGCUGCCCUUCACGCGGGCCACGCGCGUGAACUUCACGCUGGAGGCCUCCGAGGGCUGCUACCGCUGGUCCUCGACCCGGCCGGAGGUGGCCAGCGUUGAGCCGCUGGGCCCGGACGAGCAGCAGUGCUCCCAGAAGGCGGUGGUGCAGGCCCGCCCGUCCCAGCCCGCCCGCCUGACGAGCAUCGUCUUCGCAGAGGACAUCACCACCGGCCAGGUCCUGCGCUGUGACGCCAUCGUCGACGUCAUCCAUGGCAUUCAGAUCGUCUCCACCACCCGCGAACUCUACCUGGAGGACUCUCCGCUGGAGCUGAAGGUCCGGGCUCUGGACGCUGAAGGGAACACCUUCAGCACUCUGGCCGGGCUGGUCUUCGACUGGACGAUCGUGAAGGACUCGGAGGCCGGCGGGUUCUCAGACUCCCACAACGCGCUGCGAAUCCUCCCGUUCUUGGAGUCUACGUACAUACCUCCUUCCUACAUCUCAGAGAUGGAGAAAGCGGCCAAGCAGGGGGACACCGUCUUGGUGUCCGGGAUGAGGACCGGGAGCUCCAAGCUCAAGGCUCGCCUCCAGGAGGCCGUCUACAAGAACGUACGCCCUGCCGAGGUCACGCUGCUGAUUUUGGAGAACAUCCUUCUGAACCCAGCUCAUGACGUCUACGUGAUGGUGGGGACCUCCCUUCGCUACAAGGUGCAGAAGAUCAGGCGAGGGAAGAUCACAGAACUGUCAAUGCCUUCCGACCAGUACGAGCUGCAGCUUCGGAACGACAUCUGGGGCCCCGAGGGAGACCCGGGCCGGCCCGUGGCUGUCUUGGCCCAGGACACGUCGACCGUCACUGCAAUGCAGCUGGGACAGAGCAACCUGGUCCUCGGCCACAGGAGUAUCCGCAUGCAGGGUGCGUCGAGGUUACCCAACAGCACCAUCUACGUGGUCGAACCCGGGUACCUGGGGUUCACAGUCCAUCCUGGUGGCAGGUGGGUACUCGAGACUGGCCGCCUGUACGAAAUUACCAUUGAAGUGCUUGACAAGUCUGGCAACAAGGUCUACCUGUCAGACAACAUCCGAAUUGAAACCGUGCUUCCUCCUGAGUUCUUUGAGGUGCUCUCUUCUUCCCAGAAUGGGUCAUACCAUCACGUCAGGACAAUAAAGAGGGGCCAAACAGCCAUCGAGGCGGCCCUCACCUCCGUGGUGGACCAGGAUGGAGGGGUCCACAUGUUACAGGUGCCUGUGUGGAACCAGCAGGAGGUGGAAAUUCACGUCCCCAUCACCCUCUAUCCCAGCAUCUUGACGUUUCCGUGGCAACCAAAGAUGGGUGCCUAUCAGUACACAAUAAAGGCCCACGGCGGGAGUGGGAACUUCAGCUGGUCUUCCUCAAGCUACAUGGUUGCCACGGUCACUGUCAAGGGCGUGAUGACCACAGGCAGUGACACUGGACUCAGUGUGAUCCAGGCUCGUGACGUGCAGAACCCGCUACAUUUUGGGGAGAUGAAGGUGUACGUGAUCGAGCCCCGCAGCAUGGAGUUUGCCCCGUGCCGGGUGGAGGCACGAGUGGGCCAGGCCUUGGAGCUGCCCCUGAGGAUCGACGGCCUCAUGCCCGGCGGGGCGGGCGAGGCGGUCACCCUGAGCGACUGCUCCCACUUCGACUUGGUGGUUGAGGUGGAGACCCAGGGUGUGUUCCAGCCGCUCCCAGGGCGGCUGCAGCCGGGCCCUGAGCACUGCAGUGGGGUCAGAGUGCGAGCUGAGGCCCAGGGGUACACGGCGCUCCUUGUGAGCUACACGCACGGCCACGUCCACCUGAGCGCCCGCAUCACCAUCGCUGCCUACCUGCCCCUCAAGCCUGUGGACCCCUCCUCUGUCGCCUUGGUUACCCUGGGCUCCUCAAAGGAGAUGCUGUUCGAAGGAGGUCCUGGACCCUGGGUCCUCGAGCCUUCCAAGUUCUUCCGGAACGUCACCUCCGAGGACAUGGACAGCAUCAGUCUGGCUCUCUUGGGGCCCCCUGCCUCCCGGAAUUACCAGCGACACGGGAUCCUUGUGACCUGCCGGGCCUUGGGCGAGCAGGUCAUCACCCUCUUGGUGGGGAACAAGCCCAGCAUCACCAACCCCUUCCCCGCGCUGGAGCCCUCCGUGGUGAAGUUCGCCUGUGCCCCGCCCUCCAGGCUCACCCUCACGCCCGUCUUCGCCAGCCCCCAGCCGGACCUGUCGUGCCCACUGCUGCAGCAGAACAAGCAGGUUCCAGUCUCCAGCCACCGCAACCCUCGGCUGGACCUGGCCGCCUAUGACCAGGAGGGCCGCAGAUUCGACAACUUUAGCUCUCUGAGCGUCCAGUGGGAAUCCACCCGGCCGUUGCUGGCCAGCAUCACGCUUGACCUGCCCAUGCAGCUGGUGUCCCAGGAUGACGGGAGUGGCCAGAAGAAGCUACACGGUUUGCAGGCCAUUUCGGUUCAUGAGGCAUCGGGAGCCGCGGCUGUCUCUGCCACGGCGACUGGCUACCAGCAGUCCCACCUCAGCGCUGCCAGAGUGAAGCAGCCGCACGACCCUCUCAUGCCUGUGUCGGCCUCCAUAGAGCUCAUCCUGGUGCAGGACGUGCGGGUGAGUCCGGAAGAGGUGACCAUCUACAACCACCCUGCUGUGCAGGUGGAGCUGCACAUCAGAGAAGGCUCCGGCUACUUCUUCCUCAACACCAGCACUGCAGACAUCGUCCAGGUGGCCUACCAGGAGGCCAGGAGCAUCGCCACGGUGCACCCUCUGCGCCCGGGCACGUCGACCAUCAUGAUCCAUGACCUGUGCCUAGCCUUCCCGGCCCCGGCCAAGGCUGCCGUUCACGUCUCAGACAUUCGGGAGCUGUAUGUCCGCGUAGUGGACAAGGUGGAGAUUGGGAAGACGGUCAAGGCAUACGUCCGCGUGCUGGACUUUCACAAGAAGCCUUUCCUGGCCAAAUACUUUGCCUUCAUGGACCUGAAGCUCCGAGCAGCCUCCCAGAUCGUCACGUUGGUGGCCCUUGACGAGGCCCUCGACCACUACACUGCCACGUUCCGCGUCCAUGGCGUGGCCAUUGGCCAGACCAGUCUCACUGCAACCGUGACUGAUAAAGCCGGACAGAGAAUCAGCGCGGCCCCACAACAGAUCGAGGUCUUUCCCCCGUUUAGGUUGAUGCCCAGGAAGGUGACGCUGAUCACUGGGGCCAUGAUGCAGAUCACCUCCGAGGGCGGCCCUCAGCCUCAGUCCAACAUCCUCUUCUCCAUCAGCAAUGAGAGCGUUGCGGUGGUGAACGGCGCCGGGCUGGUGCGGGGGCUUGCCAUCGGCAACGGCACCGUGUCAGGGGUCGUGCAGGCCGUGGACGCUGAGACCGGCAAGCUCGUCACCGUGUCUCAGGAUCUCGUGGAGGUGGAGGUGCUGCUUCUCCAGGCGGUGAGGAUCCGCGCCCCCAUCACUCGGAUGAGGACGGGGACCCAGAUGCCGGUUUACAUCACCGGGAUCACCAACGACCAGAACCCUUUCUCCUUCGGCGAUGCCAUGCCAGGCCUGACCUUCCACUGGUCGGCCACCAAGCGGGACAUCGUGGACAUCCGGGGGCGGCACCACGAGGUAACCACCCACCCCGAGCACCACCCUCCAUCCCAGGCCAGUGUCUCUGCACACGAGGCAUCGCUCCGGCUCCCGUCACAGUACAACUUUGCCAUGAACGUGCACAGCCGGGUGAAAGGCCGGACCGGGCUGAGAGUGGUGGUCAAGGCCCUGGACCCCACAGCUGGGCAGCUGCAUGGCCUCGCCAGAGAACUCUCUGAUGAGAUCCAAAUCCAGGUGUAUGAAGAGCUGCUGCUGCUGAACCCUGAAGUAGAAGCAGAGCAAAUCCUGAUGUCGCCCAACUCCUGUAUAAAGCUUCAGACAAACAGGGACGGCGCAGCAUCUCUGAGCUACCGUGUCCUGGAUGGGCCCGAGAAGGUUCCCCUGGUGCACAUUGACGAGAAAGGCUUCCUUGCGUCGGGGUCUGCGAUCGGGAGGUCCACAAUCGAAGUGACCGCCCAAGAGCCUUUCGGGGCCAACCAAACCAUCACCAUUGCUGUAAAGGUGUCUCCCGUCUCUUACCUGAGGAUCUCCAUGAGCCCCACCCUGCACACCCAGAACAAGGAGGCGCUGGCAGCGCUGCCUCUGGGAAUGACCGUGACCUUCACUGUCCACUUCCACGACAACUCUGGCGACAUCUUCCACGCUCACAAUUCAGUCCUCAACUUUGCAACCAACAGAGAUGAGUUUGUGCAAAUCGGGAAGGGCGCCGCCAACAACACCUGCGUCGUCCGCACCGUCAGCGUGGGCCUGACGCUGCUCAGCGUGUGGGACACGGAGCACGUGGGCCUCUCCGACUUCGUCCCGUUGCCCGUCCUGCAGGCCCUCUCCCCGGAGCUGUCCGGAGCGGUGGUGGUGGGAGACGUCCUCUGUCUGGCCACUGUCCUGGUCAGCCUGGAAGGCCUCCCCGGAACCUGGAGCUCCUCAGCCAACAGCAUCCUCCACGUCGACCCCAAGACGGGCGUGGCCGUGGCCCGGGAUGCAGGAUCCGUGACGGUUUACUACGAGGUCGCUGGGCACCUGAGGACCUACAAGGAGCCGAGAGUGAAUCAAUGAGCAGAGUCUGGCUGCGUCGCAGAUGCGUCUCAUUCUUAGAGCCAGCAUGUGCUCUGUCGAAUCCAGCAGUUGAACCUAAGUGCUCGCGUGGUUAGUGCUGAGACGGCGGUCUGGGUGAGCCGGCUGCAGGUAGAGGCACCUUGUGCUAACAAGCUGUGCUUUCCCGGAAAUAGCUGCCGAGAGUGGCCGGGGCAGGCCUGGGGGUGGGGCGCCGGCAGAGGAGAGCAGGGCAUGGGCCAAGGUGUCUAUGGUUCAGGAGCCGAGCCCUGGGGGCUGGAACGUAGGGUGUGGGGGCAGCAGAGGCAGGCUUUAUGAUCAGAUAGGAAACACUUGGAUUCCAGGUAGCUUCAUGGAGUGGUUAAGCAUGUGGGCUCUGGGUUCAAAUCCCAGCUUGGUUGCUGAGAGGCUGUGUGACCUUGGGUAAGUUAUAAGUUAUUUAGCCUCUCUGUGCCUCAAUUUUCUUGUCUGUAAGAUGGGGAUAAUAUUGUUUUGAGGAUGAGUCAACAUGUGCGAGGCAUUCAGAGUGGUACCCAGCACGUAGCCAGAGUUCAGGAGGUAUUAGCUGCUCCUGUGAGUCUGCCAGGGCGGAGGGGCUGAAGCUGGUGCGAGAUGUGGUAGGGAUUCAUCAGGGACUUUUUUUAGGCCAAGAGUGAUGUAGAUCAGAGAUGUGUUUUGGAAAGAUCGUCCGGGGCCUGGUGGAGUCUAAGAGCCCGAGAGAGGGGAGUAGCUGCAGGGAGACCAGCCAGGGGGCCAAGGAUGGGCCCUCAGCUGGCACUGCUGGGUGGGCAGAAACUGAGGGUGGGUUUGCGAGAUUCCAGAGGAAGGGUCAUCAGAGUCUGGUGCCCAUUUAGAAGUGGGGCUGAGGGAGGAGGCCUUGGGAUGACACCUGGGGUCUGGCUUGGGUGACAAUAUAGAUGUUGGUCCUUUGCUCUGAGAGGGGAGCACAGAAGGAGGGGGCCGGUGCGGGGGGAGAUGCUGAGUGAGUUUGAGGUGCUUGUAGCUCCUCCAGGAGAGGCUGGCGGUGACACAGCUGGGCAGGUGUGUCUGGUGGUCCAGGGCAGAGAGCUGGGUUGGAGGAGGGGGUGUACAGCACAGGGGUGGUUCUUGAAGACCUGGGAGUGGGCGGGAACAUGCAGGGCAUACCAGAGCAAGAGGGGCGUGGGGUCAAGGGCCGGGUCCUCUCUCCAGGGUGUGGAGGAGGAGGAGCAGGGAGCAGGAGAAGACUGCAGAGCGGCAGUCAGGAGCAGAAGGGAGCACGGGGGACGGAGGGCAGUACUAGUGCAGGCGUGCAGUACGCAGCCUCGGUCAGCCUUCGAGGACAGCAAGUGACCGCUGGGAGGAGGUGGCGCCUGGGCAGCAGGAGCCCACAGGUCAGUCUGGAGGUCGAUGGGCCCAGCCUCCAGGCCUGCCUGUGACUCCCCGUCAGGCCCUGGGAGCUGCAGGGGCUUCGGGGCCAGAGGAGACCUCGUCCCUGCUCUCUAGGAGAUGACGUUCUGGAAACAGAUAGAAAUGUAGAGAUAGAAUAGAUGGGAGUCCUGGGGGA